AUGACCGACUCGCCCGAACCCGAUGCCCCCAACACCCUUCAUUCUCGACCGGCCAUGUCCUUCCCUUCCUGCAAAUCCGAAUGUCUCACAGAGGGACUCACAACUGUACCUGAAGAUGGCGACAUGCAAUUUGACGCGUCCGGUCGAUCAUGGCAUGACGGCGCCCAGACAACUGCAAUUGAACAACUGGUCUCGCUCAAACAGGGGUUGAGGACUUCAGAUACCGAGCUAUUCUGGAAACGGCUCAUGGAAGAUCUGACAUCAAUCAGUAAAGCUCAAUAUGGUUUUGUUGCCCGUCGUGCGCAUGGCGGGGAACCCAUGGCCGAAUUGGGCGGGCGCCGGCCGUCGCUCUUUGGAGCCGUGUUUUAUUACGAUGAUGGGUAUCAGAACGUCGGACUACAACGAAACCGGUACUUCGCAGGUGGAAACCCUCUUUUACAUAUGGAUCAUGAGCGACCGUGCUUGAUUCCUGAAAAUCUUAAAUCUCUAGUCUCCUUUGGGGACGAUCAGCUACCUUUCCCCGCCGAGGCGUAUCUGGCUAUCCCGCUCUUCUCAGCGGGCAAGUGCCUCGCUUAUCUUGGGUUGAUGUGGUCAGCAGAGGGAACGCGGAAUCGAAACCUCUCCUGGUCAUUUUUGGAGGUUCUUCUGCAUUCGCUCGAUGAUAUGAUCGUUCAGCGGCUGCUCGAGGACGAAAUCUUCCCGGAGCAGGAAAGCUGUGCAUUCCCGCCUAUCCCUCCGACUGUCGAAGAUAUACAAUACACCACAUUUCAAGAAACCUCCGACUUUGUCUCCCACCAUUCAACACUCAAGCCUUACGCCCGCAGUCUAUCACACGAAUUACGAACCCCAAUGCAAGGCGUUGUGGGUAUGCUGGAUGUGAUGCACGCAACUGUGCGAGAGGCGAUGGAAAGCAGGACACCUAUCAAAUCAGGUGGGAUUUUCCAGGCCCUCAAAGAAGGAAUUGAAAUGGUUCAGGAUAGCGCAAGACGUGCUGUGGAGGCCGCAGACAAUGUUGUCCACGCUUACGAUCUCAACAUGCAAGUGCCUAAAACCCCAACCCCGCAACGGGAAGAGGAUAGUCAAUUUUUUGGCGACGUACCUCCAUUAUCGGAAUCCGAUGAAAGCCGCCCGAGCAUUUUCAUCGAAGGAAACAAUAUCGCAGUGAACCCUUACAAGAGACGACGAAGUCUCCCGCUGGAUAUGGCUUCAUGUUCAUCACGACCCGCUCGAAGGCAGCGACUCCGCGCUGCAUCAUCACGGCAGGAACUAUCGCCCCGCAGUGAGGAAGUUAAAAAUGCGGUCCACGAGAGCGAUCAGAUCGUUCACGCUACUCCGGCCCGCCAGAUCGAGGAAGUCAUGGCCAAUAUGGUUGACCCUCGGCCAUCCAUUGCAGUUCGACGGUCUGCGCCUCACCUACUGCUGGAAGGUAUCAACGUGAACCUCAGAGGACCAGCCUUGCGAUUCACCAAGUUGCGAGACCUGCUCCGUUUAGUCAUCAACGAGUCGCUCCAUGUUGGCGGUCGGCCGGAUUCUGCUGAGAGUAAUGCCACCGAGUUUGGCGAGAAGAUUGAGAUUAAAUCUCGAUCCUCAAAUGGUGAAAUAUUUACCAAGACGGUGGACUGGUCUGUUGACCCUGCACUGCCUGAUACUCUUCUGGCAGAUGAUCGGGACCUGGCUAAACUGAUCUCCUGUGUCUUUCUGAACGCUAUCAAGUUCACCAAUAAUGGCACAAUCACUGUCUGUGCAACCAUCGAUAUGAAAAAUAACGAUGUGUUGAUUAGUGUGCGAGACACUGGCCCAGGUAUUCCAGAGGCUUUCUUACCAAAUCUUUUUAAGCCUUUUGCACGGGAAGAUGCGUCAACAACGCGGAGCAAGGAUGGGCUGGGCCUCGGUCUCCUUGUAGCAAAGGGACUUUCACGGAAGAUGGGAGGUGAUCUGGUCUGUGUUCGCUCAUCGACCACCGGGCCUGAUCAUGGGUCUGAGUUUCAAAUUCGAGUACCCCUGAAUCAACGUGAUGCCUACAACCGGCCUGCAACCCCGAACGAGCGUAUCAUGACGCCGCCUAUCUCUAUCGAGCAUACGCGGACUGGUAGUGGUAGCAGUUUUGUUUGGGAGCCCACGCUAUCGAGUUCACCUUCUGUUCUACAGAAGCCACAACUUCAGCAACCAACCCCCAGCAUCAGUGAUGAGAAAUUAUCCGAGAGUCCACCCCUACCUCGUAUACUAUCCCGACCUCAACUGAACCCCAGCGCCAUCUCUCAAGAUACGUACGACAAGAAACUCGGGGAGAAAUACCCGCUACGUUUCCUUGUCGCGGAAGACAACCGGAUCAACCGACGUGUGUUGGUCAACAUGCUCCGCAAGCUUGGCUACCGUGAUGUUCUGGAAGCUGCCGAUGGUAGAGAGGCAGUACAAAUCGUCCAAGAGAUUCUCGCUGCAUCGACCGCCGCCAGUGACUCGAUGGAAAUCUCCAGCACCGCGGAUGAGCCCAUCAAACCCACACCAUUAGAUACGCCCGAGCUGAAGCCUAUCGAUAUCGUCCUUAUGGAUCUCUGGAUGCCUGAAAUGGAUGGUUACGAGGCAACAUCUCGAAUUCUGCAAAUGGUGGAUGACCACCAAAGCCAGUCCUCUGGUUCGAACAAUUCAUCACCUGAUAUUCCCAACAACCCAGACUCCAUGGACAUGGAUACAUGCAUAAGUCCACUGCGUUUGACACAACCUCCGACCGUCCUUGCCGUGAGCGCCGAUGUCACGGACGAGGCCUUGAACCGUGCCUCUAGAGUGGGAAUUAAGGGCUACAUGACGAAACCAUACAAACUCUCCGACCUCGAAAGAUUGAUCCUCGGAUUCUGCGGUAGUCCUGACCCGAUGGUGACUACCUAA
Messenger RNA from Penicillium malachiteum, 2883 nucleotides. RefSeq lists its product as uncharacterized. The transcript has a single exon. Gene Ontology annotation, molecular function: phosphorelay sensor kinase activity; histidine phosphotransfer kinase activity. NCBI's taxonomy places the organism in Eukaryota, Fungi, Ascomycota, Eurotiomycetes, Eurotiales, Aspergillaceae. Bases 1 to 2883 code for a protein of 960 amino acids. Gene Ontology annotation, biological process: phosphorelay signal transduction system; protein autophosphorylation. The record is from RefSeq and is a predicted model, not a curated record.